AUGGGGAGAACCAAGAGUGGGACCAAGAACUGCCCCAGUGGGGAGAACUGCCGACAGAUGUGGGCGUGCAGAGGGGCAAGGGCGGGGUUAUGUCCUCGGCGUAGACGGAAGGGCGGGCGAGCCCACCAGCAUGGUGUGCGCGCAGAGGCGGGGCCAGGGCCCACCCGAGCCACAACCACGUCCGCCCCGCCCCCAGGGGUGAUCUUUGCCCGCUAUGGGCGCGCCUGGCGGGAGCAGCGGCGCUUCUGCGUGUCCACCCUGCGCAACUUCGGCAUGGGCAAGAAGUCCCUGGAGCAGUGGGUGACCGAGGAGGCCUCGUGCCUCUGUGCCGCCUUCGCAGACCAGGCCGGACGGCCCUUUAACCCCAACGCCCUGCUGAAUAAAGCUGUGGGCAACGUGAUUGCCUCCCUGACCUUUGGGCGCCGCUUCGAGUACAACGACCCGUGCUUCAUCAAGCUAUUUGACCUCGUGGAUGAACAACUGAAGGAAAGUUCUGGCCUCCUGGCCCAGGUGGUAAACGCCAUCCCCGUGCUCCUGCACAUCCCGGGGCUUGUCGACAAGAUAUUUCCUGCCCAGAGGGCCUUCAUGGCCCUGCUGAAUGAGCUGGUCGCCGAGCACAGGAUGACCCGGGACCCGGCCCAGCCUCCCCGAGACCUGACUGAUACCUUCUUGGACGAGGUAGAGAAGGCCAAGAGGAACCCCGAGACCAGCUUCAAUGAUGAGAACCUGCGCCUGGUGGUAGCUGAUCUGUUCUUUGCCGGGAUGGUGACCACCUCGACCACGCUGGCCUGGGCCCUCCUGCUCAUGAUCCUGCACCCGGAUGUGCAGCGCCGUGUCCAACAGGAGAUCGAUGAGGUGAUAGGGCAGGCGCGGCGACCAGAGAUGGGGGACCAGACCCACAUGCCCUUCACCAUGGCCGUGGUCCAUGAGGUGCAGCGCUUUGGGGACAUCAUCCCACUGGGCUUGCCCCACAUGACAUCCCGUGACAUUGAAGUGCAGGGCUUCCUCAUCCCCAAGGGGACGACGCUCUUCACCAACCUGUCAUCGGUGCUGAAGGACGAUACCGUCUGGAAGAAGCCCUUCCGCUUCCACCCCGAGCACUUCCUGGACGCCCAGGGCCGCUUCGUCAAGCAGGAGGCCUUCAUGCCCUUCUCAGCAGGUGCCUGUGGGGAGCCUGGCUCGCUGCCCCCUCCUGAGGGAGAUUUGAGACAUAGAGCCCAGGCCCCCAGGCUCACUGACCCCCAUACCCACCCACAGGCCGCCCGCUUCAGCUUCUCGGUGCCCGCUGGGCAGCCCCGCCCCAGCGACCACGGUGUAUAUGGUGUACUGGUGACCCCAUCUCCCUACCAGCUCUGUGCUGUGCCCCGCUAG
This is a messenger RNA of Ceratotherium simum simum (southern white rhinoceros), 1371 nucleotides long. The record is from RefSeq and is a predicted model, not a curated record. Lineage: Eukaryota; Metazoa; Chordata; Mammalia; Perissodactyla; Rhinocerotidae.